Molecule: messenger RNA, 2926 nt
Organism: Gilbertella persicaria
Lineage: Eukaryota; Fungi; Mucoromycota; Mucoromycetes; Mucorales; Choanephoraceae
Product: WD40-repeat-containing domain protein
Exons: 11
Coding region: 210-2870 (886 amino acids)
Biological process (GO): DNA-templated transcription; chromatin remodeling; regulation of DNA-templated transcription
Cellular component (GO): nucleus; HIR complex
Molecular function (GO): nucleosome binding; protein binding
Source: RefSeq, a predicted model, not a curated record
UUUUUUAUUUUUAUUUUUUAUUUUUUUCAUGUAUUUAAACCCUCUCUCUCUUUCUCUCUUAGACCAUCCAUUUACCCUUACUUGUGCCUUUUCUCUGUUGGAGAUACAGUCACAUUCAAUAUUUUUUUUGGUUUUUUUUUCUGUGAAUAAAGAGAUUCUUCUUUUCCUUUCUUUGUAUUAACAAUACAAACGCGUAUUGUGCUUGUGUCAUGAUUAUUAUUAAACCAGACUGGGUUUCUCAUGGAGACCGUACUCAAGAUGCUAGAAAUAAGAAGCCUUGUAUUUAUUCAGUAGAUGUUCAUCCUGAUGGCAAACGACUUGCUACUGGAAGUUUAGAUGGUAAUGUCAAAAUAUGGAAUACAGACCCUAUUUUUGAUGAAAAAGCCGAACAAGACCCCAAUUGUCAUAAAUUACUCUGUACCAUGACAAUGCAUAAUGGUGCUGUCUUGUGUGUACGAUGGUCUCAUCGAGAAGGUCGAUAUUUAGCUUCUGGUUCAGACAAUGAUAAUGUGAUUAUUAUUUGGGAAAAAGACAGAAAUGCAGCCAUUGGUUCAGUAUUUGGAAGUAGUGAAGUCAAUCAUGAGACAUGGAGGGCCAUCAAGUAUUUAAGAGGACAUGAAUCUGAUGUACAAGAUUUGGCUUGGUCUAAAGACAAUCAAUACUUGGCUUCAUGUGGUGUUGAUGGAUUUGUGAUUGUAUGGAAUGGAUCAAAUUUUGAUCAAGUCACCAAGAUUGAUCAACAUGGCGGGUUUGUUAAGGGAGUAACAUGGGAUCCAGCAGGCAAGUUUCUUGCUUCACAGUCGGAUGAUAAAAUGGUCAAAGUAUGGCGAACUUCUGAUUGGGGAUUAGAAACAGACUUGAUCCAACCCUUUGUGAAUGCACCAGGCACAACAUUAUUUAGAAGACUAAGUUGGUCCCCUGAUGGUGCUCAUGUUGCUGCUGCCAAUGCUGUGAAUGGAAUUCAGUGUAUUGCUGCCAUCAUCAACCGAGACCAUUGGAAUGCCGAUGUCUCUCUUGUAGGCCAUCAAUUACCCGUCGAAGUCGCUGCAUUUAAUCCUAAACUAUUUUAUUUUAAAGACAAGGAAGAUACAGAAGAGAAAUCAUUGGCGACUGUAUGUGCCUUGGGAAGUCAAGACAGAAGCAUCUCUAUCUGGGUCACGAAAUUCAAUCGACCGGUUUGUGUAGCCACAGAUAUCUUUGAUAAUAAUGUAUACGAUAUUGCUUGGACACCGGAUGGAAAGAGCUUGUUUGCCUGUUCACAAGAUGGUACAGUGGCUUGUUUACAACUGGAAGCAGAAUUGCAAGAUAUGGCAGCAGAUGAAGCGAUUGAGAAAGAACUAUCGAAAUACGGGUAUGGCAGAAAACACACACAGUUACCAGAGACACCUGUUCAACUAGAACUCGAAGAAGACCAUGCCAUUGUGGCUAAAGCGUCUUCUUCAAAACGCAUUGCUGAAUUAAUGACGGGCAAUUCAAGUAUGGUAUCGUUUGAUACCGAUACACGCAUGAUAGAAGCAGAACCUGCGAAUCCGCCUUCGAAACCAGAACCACCUUCAGUCGUACUAGAACAACAAAAAGUAACGAUUGCAAAGAACGGUAAAAAGCGUAUUCAACCCAUGAUGUUAAGCACGACUACCACAACAGCAAAGACAGUAGCCCCACCUGUACAAAGACAGCCAGAUGUAAACCCUAUUUACGAUGAUCCUGUCUCCAUACCCGCUUCUUCUUCUUCAGUAGGUGUUGCCAGUACUAUCAUGGGCCAUAAACGUAAAUCAACAGAAGAAGACAAUGAAAUCCAUGGUCAUCGUACUCGUACUCGACCUGAAUGGCUUGAUUCAGCUGUUGUGCCACCUACAGUCCUUAAAAGUCAAAUCAAAAUGGGCUUACCCAAAAUCCAAUCUGUCUUGACGACUAAAUUAAAGCCUGAUGAUCCUACUGUCGUGAUGGAAUGUCGCAACAAUGAACACAACCGAACUAAAAUAGUCACAACAAGAGGAGGUGUAGUGAUAUGGGUGGAUUAUGUGUCGAGCCCUGUCCUGUUGAUGACAGGCAACCCUCAUUUCUCUGUGGCGAGUUGUGAAGAUGGUUCGAUUCAUGUCUAUUCACCUGUAGGUCGACGUCUUUUACCACCCAUCAUAAUGGAAAGUACAGCAGUGAUACUUCAAUCGAGUUCGCAGUGGCUUGUAUGUUUAACAGCAACAGGCUUGUUGUAUACCUGGGACAUACUUCAUUUCAAAAGUGUAUUGGAUGGUAUUUCCAUUGGACCCAUCUUACAGAUUGCACAGUUAUCAGAUCAAGUACAUAAAGCACCUCGUAUCCGCGAUAUUCAGAUUCAGAAGAAUGGACUGCCUAUCUUAAUCACAAGUCUACAGCAGGCAUUUGUGUACCAUCUUGAUAUGAAGGUUUGGCUGCGUAUCAGUGAUGCUUGGUACAUUGUGUCUGAAUUUUGGGGUUCUGGUAUUCAUAGUACACAUCCAUUGGGUUGGUUAGCGUCAAAGAUGAUCAUGACAGGCGUAGAUCCUACAGCUCAAUUGAUUCUGGAUAUAGCCAAUGCAGAUCAAAGUACAACAGCAGUGAUUACAAUCAGCCAUAUUGAAGCUGUGGCUGCCUUGUUAAAUUCACCUCAUGAAUAUGUUGAUUGGAUGAUGUAUUAUGCUCGAAAACUAUCAGAGGAAAAUGCAACAGAAAAAGUGAAAGAAUUAUGUCAAUGGCUGCUUGGUCCACCUUUUAUAUCUUCAGAGCUUGUUGAAUGGGAACCAAAAAUCAUGGGCACUUUAUUAAAAAGGGAUUUGUUGAAUCAAAUUCUACCUGUGUUAGCUCAAAACCGUCAACUUCAGCGUACUGUGACUGAAUUCAAGUCUUGUCUCUAAUAAUAAAUACAGCAGGAAGUCGUUGCAGCAACCCAAGCUUUUAUUGUGUAACUCUA